AUGGAGGACAAAUUAGUGUUCCUAGGAGAUGUGAAUGUUGAUCGAAAGGAAAGUGGACAUAAAUUUAAAGGGCAGAGCCUGAGCAGCACCGAGACCAGCUUUCUCAUCAGUGAAGAAUCAACGUUUCAAAAAAAUAAACAAAGCAAAGAUUCUAUCUUCUUCCGAGAUGGGAUUAGGCAAAUUGAUUUUGUACUUUCCUAUGUUGAUGACAUAAAGAAAGACAUGGACAUAAAGGCGGAAAGAAGAAAAGAAUUUGAACAAAAUCUCAGGAAAACAGGUCUUGAGUUGGAAAUUGAAGACAAAAGGGACUCUGAAGAUGGAAGAACUUAUUUUGUCAAGAUUCAUGCCCCUUGGGAGGUAUUAGUUACAUAUGCUGAAGUGUUGGGAAUCAAAAUGCCUAUUAAGCAGAGUGAAGCUCCCCAACCUGAGAACACUCACUUAAGCUCCAUCCGUGGGCCUGUGAAGCUUCCAGUGAAAGUGAAAUAUCCUCAUCCUGAAUAUUUCACUGCCCAAUUCAGCAGACAUCGGCAGGAGCUCUUCCUCAUUGAAGAUCCAGCAACCUUCUUUCCAUCUUCAACAAGAAACAGAAUUGUAGGUAGAGAAGACCUUUGGGCACAUCCCUUCAAGUACAGGAUGUGUGCCUGUGAUGCUUUCAUACAUGUGCAUGUGAAAUACUAUGUCUGCAAGGGGUUUCUGUGUAGAACAGGAGCAUUUGGUGGGAUUGGGAUGUUUGAAAGUCUGGACCAC
Molecule: messenger RNA, 747 nt
Organism: Galeopterus variegatus (Sunda flying lemur)
Lineage: Eukaryota; Metazoa; Chordata; Mammalia; Dermoptera; Cynocephalidae
Product: anoctamin-5-like
Exons: 5
Biological process (GO): chloride transmembrane transport
Cellular component (GO): plasma membrane
Molecular function (GO): chloride channel activity; protein dimerization activity
Source: RefSeq, a predicted model, not a curated record